GGGGAGGGCUGUGCACCGGGAGGGAGGGCUGCUGGUGGCCGCAGUUCGCCCCAGGACAGCGACGGGUGAGCCCCCAGCCCCCAGCCCGUUCCUCCCCCGGAGGGAAAAGCCUGCCGAGCGAGGAGGGCAGCGGUGCCUGGGGCCAGCCCUGCCCGGCCAUGAUGCUGCCCGCCGCCGGCCCCAGCCCGGGCCAGACGUGCGGGGCCGUGCUGGUCGCCGCCGUGCUCCUGCAGUCCGUCUGCGUGGCCGUCACCUUCCUCUACUUCACCAACGAGCUCAAACAGCUCCAGGACACGUACUCCAAGAGCGGCACUGUUUGUCUCACCAGGGAGGAAAUGGGAAAUUUCAUCCAAAACUUGGAUCUAACUGAAAGCAAAGACACAGCGGCUGACCCCUGCUGGCAAGUAAAGUGGCACCUGGGAAAGUUAAUUAAAAAGAUGAUGUUGAGAAGCUACGAGGAAACCAUAGCUGCAGUCAACGCUGAAAGAGCCCCGACGCUGUUGCUCACCGACGGGCAGCAGCCGCCGCGCGGUCCCGUCAACAGGAUCGCGGCGCACCUGACGGGCAACAGCAACAGGAAGAAUUCCCUGUCCCCACGCAUAGAUUCCUCGCCCAGAAGAGGGAACGGACAAAAAAUAAACAACUGGGAAUCGUCAAGGAAAGGCCACUCUUUCCUGUACAAUGUGGAGCUGAGAAAUGGCGAGUUAGUGAUACCCCAAAGCGGGUUUUAUUACAUCUACUCACAAACUUAUUUUCGUUUCCGUGAAAACGAGAACGAGGGUUCAGAUUUGUUGGCACAGAUCAGGAACCCCAAACAGCUUGUCCAAUAUGUUUACAAACUGACCAAUUACCCAGAGCCCAUUUUGCUCAUGAAAAGCGCAAGAACAAGCUGCUGGUCUAAAAAGGCGGAAUAUGGACUUUACUCCAUCUACCAAGGUGGUGUGUUUCAGCUGAAAAGGGACGACAGGAUUUUUGUCUCUGUCAGUAAUGGUGACAUAGUUGACAUGGACAAAGAAGCAAGUUUUUUUGGAGCCUUUAUGAUUGGUUAAAAGAUGAAAAUCAUGCUCCAAAGGAGCCAGUUUUCACAGUCGGGACCAGCUUAAAAUUCUAUAAAACAGGGGAUGAUAAGCAAACACUGUAGCAAUACCGGCAAUACGAGACUCCCCUUUCCCAGCUCACUCGGCGCGAGGUCCGACCAUGCCGAAUACUCUCCCACCAGCCGGGAGGGAGCAGCAGCAGCCGGCUGCAGCUGCGGGUGGCGAUGCUUUGUGCAGGCCACGGGCGCCACGGCUCGCUGCCCGGCCGGGCUGGGGACGUGCGAGGAUUUCACACGCCACAGGUGACACCUUCGGCCAGGAGACCGGGCAGCUAAGCGCGCGUGCCACCACCUCCACCGAGAUGCUCCGCACCAGCUCACCCGCGGCAGGUGGGGUGGAGGAUGCUCCGGGUCCUGUUACUCGAGGCCGAAACUGGACAUCAGAUUUUUUUCGUGGUCUCCAUUGAGACCCCGUCUUGAAUAUCUGAGCUCCUCUAAGAAGCCUUCGCAAGUAUGGCUUCCCAGAUGCCCGCGGAAUCACUCUGGAAGUUUUUCUUUGAAUCUGAGUUUUACAAAAGUGAAAGUCUGUCAGAAACUCAAACUGCACGUCUUCACCUCAUCUAACAAAGCGCUUAGGCACCUAAUUAAUUUUAAGCACACGAACAGUCCCAGUAAACCAGAGUAUUUACAUGCUUGAAAUUAAAUAUGUGCUUAAGCAUUUUUCAGGAUCAUGGCUUGAGUAAGCACAUUAGUGUCUCUUAAUCAGGAUAUUGUACAUAAAACCAGCUGCUGAAAUGGCACAGAAGAGGUUUUGAAAUCAAUCAGUAUUUUGACCAGCACAUUACGAUAGCGCCUAUUAAUUGCUGUGCUGCAAAGAUUUCACCAGGCUUCCAGUAGGUCCAGUGAUGUAGUUGCUGUUACACUUGUUGACAGCAAGUACUUGAUCCAGAAAAAAGGUGUUUUUCUGUAAAUAUUGAAUUCUAUUAGGCAUUUGCCACAAAUUAAGCUUGACACGGUUCAUCCCUGUUUAUUUUUACUGGCCUGUAUUUGGUAAGAUGUAAUGCAGAAAAACACACCCCGAUGACUAAUACUUUAAGGAAAACAUACACAACUAUCCGUACUUAAACAAGAGCUGCGUUUUGGGUAAUGCUGUUUUGAUUUUUAUUUUGUUUUUAGGAAUGGGUGGAAAAUUUUCGUAACUUUUUUUAAACCGUAGUUUUUUACAAAAACUGGCCACUGUAUUUUUUAAGUCUAUAAGUAGGACUAUUUUGUUGUGGUUAAAAAAGAGGGGAAAAUAAGAUUUGCAAGCGUAAAUGCAAAAUGUGUGGGCUAGAUCCACAGCGUAAAUCAGGUAGCCUUAAUCAGCACAUCUGCAGCAUUGUCAGUGGAGCGAUACCGGUUUGCACCGUGAAUGCAUUUUGCCCAGGUUCAGGGAAAACAGUGGGAAAAAGGAGGUGAAGGUGAAAAAAAUUAAUGGAGGGGAGGGAAGACAGUUGUUCUGCAAGUGUUACUUUACGUCAACAGAAUGAUGCCAGAAGAAAAUCUGCUUGUCUAUUUUUUUAAUACACUAAGGUUGCCAUGGGAACCCUCACAUUCACCUCCACAUUCUGGUAAUUAAAUCACUGUACAGCCCUUGCAUAGGGGCCUCGUGGGUAAACAGGCAUCAUUCAUCUUACUACUUUGUCAACAAGAGGAAACAAACAGGCACAAGCCCCUGCAUCUAUUUUGUCGUUCAGAAAAGCAGGUACAUCGGUUGACUUAAAUACCUGUGUUUGAGCAACAGGAGAAGAAUUUGCCCCUCCUUUCGACAGGCUGGGGCAAAGAAACACACUGCCAUAAGCCUAAAAGGCUGAGUUUUAACUUUUGUCUGCUGUUUUAACGUAGCAUCACAUAUACUGUUUUCAGUGGUAAUCACUUAUGUGAAAUUCUUCGUCGUCUACAGGAACACUUGGGUUUGCCUCAUUCUCAAAUCAUCUGUAAUAUUUCUAGUUUUCUUUCUGAUUUCAGUAUUUAAUUCAGAAAUUUUCUGCCUGCCAGCAAAGACUAGGGAGAACAAAGCCAUCCCCUACAUACCUGGACGUCUGCUAUAUUGGAGAAAAGACUUUUGUAGGUUCUCCUUGCGAAUGGACUGGGCUUUUCGAUCUCAGCACAGGAGUGACCCAUGCUACCAGGUUAGAGGGGGGUUUUUUUAACAAUUUAUUAAAAGUUGAUUUUUUUUUUUUUUUAGAAAUGUUACUUUAGGAGGUUAUUUGAAAGAAAGUUUAUUUGAACUGUGAAAAAGUAUUCUGGAUUUACUCAUGGCAGCUUAAAGUCAGAAACCCUCCCUAUGGCUAAGAACCGACUUGUGCAGCGCAGGAGUCGUGGCUGUUAGAAAGGAUGGGAAGGAAACCGUGGGGGGCUUCACAAACUCGCAGCUGAUGCUAAGACAAACCGUCUGUUACACACAAGAUUUUUUUGCUCCAUGUUCUCGCCUCGACUCUCAAUAUAUAACACCAAGCCCAAUGUCGCUUGGGGAGUGCUCCUUGGCAUUACCUCCCUUUUUUAGCUAAAUGUACAUAUUCGUGGACUCUGCACGCAAAGCAUACUGCAACAGGGGUUGCGCCAAAUAAUCAGAUUUUAUUUCUGAAUAAUCCAAAGGCAUGCUUGCCAGAUAUUAUCUUGGGGGGAGAUUAUCAAGCAAUAUCGGACAGGACACAUUUGAAGGCGAAUGGAAAGAUACAGCAACUUCUGCUUGUAUGUUUGCACCCUGAAUCAUACUUUUCAUCUCACUCUGUGUUGAAUGGCAAAUGUAGCAAAUUUUCAUUUGUGGAUGGAGGUUGUGGUAACAUGUAAAUAUUGUAAUUUUUCUACUUGCAUUUUAUAUAAAACGUUUUUAGUAAAUA
Phalacrocorax carbo (great cormorant) is the source of this 3918-nucleotide messenger RNA. Lineage: Eukaryota; Metazoa; Chordata; Aves; Suliformes; Phalacrocoracidae. The record is from RefSeq and is a predicted model, not a curated record.